This is a messenger RNA of Lichtheimia ornata, 480 nucleotides long. RefSeq lists its product as uncharacterized. The transcript is spliced from 5 exons. The record is from RefSeq and is a predicted model, not a curated record. Lineage: Eukaryota; Fungi; Mucoromycota; Mucoromycetes; Mucorales; Lichtheimiaceae. Bases 1 to 480 code for a protein of 159 amino acids.
AUGCCUCUACAAGCAAAAGCCGAACCUAGUCUGGGGAGAAGUUGGGAAACCUUUGGUGACUUUAAGAUGCCUACAAAUGGAGUGACCAAUCAACUUCGUGGUCAUCAAGUUUCCCGUCCAGUGAAAGGAUACUUCAGUGCUCUUGUGAAAGCGGAUAGCCACCAGGAGUCAAGCAUCAUAUAUAGCAACAUGAGAUGCAUCACCAUGGCAACCGCAAGCAACGUAACUUUUGCACGCAACCAUGAUGACAACAUUGUUGAAAGGCCUUCCAAGAAACAAGCUGUUGAGGUUCAGGUUGAUAAGAAUGAUGUCAAGGAUGGCCUAUCGCUGCAAAUCCUGGCAAUUGUAGCUUUGAUGAACAUCAAUACCGUAUUUACGUGCAUGAGUACUCUGAAGGGUGCAAGCUUAUCGAGCGAUCAUCGAAGACGUCAUUACAUACGGCAAGAAGAUGCGUGUACAAGAUGCUUUCCACCAAUUUGA